Molecule: messenger RNA, 1362 nt
Organism: Stegastes partitus (bicolor damselfish)
Lineage: Eukaryota; Metazoa; Chordata; Actinopteri; Pomacentridae
Gene: ankrd33aa
Product: ankyrin repeat domain 33Aa
Exons: 4
Coding region: 1-1362 (453 amino acids)
Molecular function (GO): protein binding
Source: RefSeq, a predicted model, not a curated record
AUGGCUACUGGAAAUGAUGAUCCACACCUGGGUGACAGCCCGUCCGAGGACUCAGAGAUCGUCUCGGAUGAUUCUGACUCAGGGAGCGUGCUUUCUGAUGACUCAGUGCUUCCCGACUUUGAAAGGGAGGCAAAAGACACCGAUCCAGCUAAAACGGUGCUUGAGGCCUGUGUUAGGAAUGAGGCUGCAUCUCUGCGAAGCAUCCUGGAGAGAGGGGUCACAAAAGAAGAGGCCAUGGAGCUGAACAUCAAUGGCAGGAAUGGACUGAUGGUGGCUGUGGGCAAAGGCUUUGUGGACAUUGUCACCCUGCUGCACACAUGUCCAUUCAUAGACAUCAACCACCAGGACAAUGAUGGCAACACGGCCCUCAUGAUUGCUGCCCAGGCAGGCUUCAUCACCAUCCUUAACUUUAUCCUUAACUACUACCCUGCUGUUGACACCGAGAUCAGGGAUCCCCGUGGGUUCACAGCCCUCAUCAAGGCAGGUCUGCAGGGCCGAGAAGAGUGUGUGUGCGCCCUGCUGAUGCACGGUGCAGAUAUUAAUGCAAUGGACCUGGUCCAAGGAAGAGGUCUAAAGGACUGGGUCCUGAGGACAGGAAGGUUCGACACUCUGACCAGAAUACGCCGUCUGCAGGUCCAUCCUGUUGCUGAGCAGUUCUGUGAGAGCUACAUUCCAGAGUGGCCUGAGCUGAAGCAACUAGUAGCAAAGGCCACUGCCACCAAAUCAGCCAGUCAGAAGCUGAGGCAGCGCUUAAAAGACAGUCUAAGUUUCAGCUUCCCACAUGACCCUCAGGACAAUGGGGUCAUGGACCACAUGGUGCGGAUGACUACAGGCAUCCACAGCCCCCUCAUAGCUACUGGUUGCCGUCCAUUUUGUCCUACCAGCCCUCCAGAGAUUGGCAAACGACGAUUUGCUGUACCUGAACUGCUUAAAAAGCACAGCACUAAGGAGCUGGAGGAGAGCACAGUGUCCCACAGUAAUGGCUCCAUUACGUCAGCUUCUCCCACAGGUGUUUCAGCCACCUCUGUGUCUCUGACCUCCUGCUGCCAGGAAUCAGAGCGCAGGGAAAGCAUGGGACCAGGUGGCAUGAGAAGCUUCAUUCCACGCAGUAUGGCACACAGGAACAGCAUCUUCCCCUCAGGAUGUAUUCCUAAGAUUGAAGUGACUAAAUCUGGGGAGCCUACUCCAAAGAAAGAGAAAAAGAAGAAAAGGCAGAAGGGCUACCUGGAGCCUCCUGUGUGGAAGUACAAGGAGGCCAAGGAGGAGAAAAAGAGAGAGAAGAAACAGCAGCAGGAAAAAGAAAAGGAAAAAGAACAUGACAAGAAAUCAAAGGGGUCAAAACGUUCAUCAAGCCAAAAAUGA